Colletotrichum karsti is the source of this 501-nucleotide messenger RNA. RefSeq lists its product as uncharacterized. NCBI's taxonomy places the organism in Eukaryota, Fungi, Ascomycota, Sordariomycetes, Glomerellales, Glomerellaceae. The transcript has a single exon. The record is from RefSeq and is a predicted model, not a curated record. The coding region runs from base 1 to 501 and encodes 166 amino acids.
AUGGCAGUCCAAAGCUCCAUAGUCAUAUGCGACAGGUGCCCGUGGUGGUCCGCUCAACGAGCGUCGCUUCGUCAGCACCAGGGCGAAGGUGGAACAUGCCCGGUCCUGACUCCCAUGCCAGAGCCCCAAAACCACCACGACAACAAUAUCAAACCUGUCGGGCCCACUGCCGGGUCCGAAAGCGGCCAACCUGGAACCCCAACCAACGAGCAGAUCACCACCACCACUGCCAGUGUCGAAGGCAACAAUACGGCAGUCGAGGAGUCGCUCGAUGGGCCCGGAAACGGCCAUCCCCAGACUACAAGCCACGAGCAGGAGACUAUCGUCCCCAGCACCGAGGGCGAUACCGACUACAGCGCCCCGAGCACCCCCGAGUCUGACAAUGAAGCGGAAGGCAGCUCUAGAUUUGGCCCCAACAACCUGAACAUCUCCAUCAUUGGCAACAUUGGGACUGUCAAGACCGUCUACCACGUUGGCAAGACCAAGAACUUCCGCAUGUGA